GUGGAGGCCAAGACGAGAGAGAGAGAGAGCGAAAGAGAGAUGACAAAAGCAAGCAACUUCCUGUCACCUUCGACUCUUGUUUUACCAUCGCAGCACUCACCAGAGGAAGCGUGCAGUGAACACACACACACACACACACACACACACAGAGUUCUCCCCAAGAGACCUCACCUAACACACAAUCACAUAUUUACAGACACACACACACACGCCUUUGGGAGGUAGAAUGGCCGCCAACAGACCCUCUUCUGAAAGCUCGGACUCCGUAAUCUCAACAGCCUUCUCCUCCAUGUCUGUGGGUUCCGGGUCCGGUUCUGGUUCUGGUUCUGGUUCCGGGUCCGGGUCUAGUUCCGGUUCUGGCCUGGCCGUGGUCCAGUUCCAGCUGGGCCUGCUAAAGGAGGUGGUCCAGGCGUCGUCAAGGAGACUCAGCUUCCGCUCGGCCAAGAGGCUCGCUGCUGAGAUCAUUGAGAGAAAGGCUCCAGAGGUGAGUGUGAUUGGUCUGGGGGAGAAACUGCUGCUGUUUCGCCAUGAGCCUGGCUAUGACAACUUCCUGCGGAAACUCACAGAACAGGACACACUGCAGGACGGGGACCUGGUGGAGGUGGUACUCGCAGCCUCAGCCUCGGCAACACCAAUUAGAUUCCGCCCUCAUUCGCUGGUGGUCCAAUCAUAUCGCACCCCUACCUUUUGUCAUCACUGUGGAGAGAUGCUCUGGGGCCUGGUUAGGCAAGGGUUAAAAUGUGAAGGUUGUUAUCUGGACUUCCAUAAGCGCUGUGCUCUCCACCUGCCCAGUGACUGCAGUGGUUUGUCUCGGCGCUGCAGGUCCAGUUUGUCUCUGUUCCCACCGGGGCGGCCCCGCCUGCCGUCCCUCUCCACACAGGCAGGGGGCAGUCUAGAGGAGAUCAGCAUGACGAAGCCCAGCAGCUCCCGGUCUCAGAGCAGCUCCCGGUCUCAGAGCAGCUGUUGGGUGCGGCGCACGGCGGCGUGGGGGAGCGGGGUGCAGUUGCCCCACACCUUCCACGUGCACAGCUACACGCGCCCCACCGUCUGCCAGUACUGCCACAGGCUGCUCAAGGGCCUCUUCAGACAGGGCCUGCAGUGCACUGACUGCAGGUUUAAUUGUCAUCGGCGAUGUGCACCGCUUGUUCCAAACGACUGUCUAGGAGAGGCAAGGGUCCUCAACGGAGCGGACAGAGAAUCAGCGCUGGGUGUGAACAGAGACAUGGAUAUAGACCAGGAGGCCAGCGUGGAGUCUGUCAAUGAUCUCUACGAGUCGUUCCAUCCCCCCAGCACUCGCAGUAACCUGCCCCAACCAGAGGGGGCGCCCUCGUGCCCACAGAUCGGUCCCUGUUUCAGCAGUAAUAUCCCGCUCAUGCGAGUAGUUCAGUCUGUCAGACACACUAAGAGAACAGCCAGUGGAGUCCUGCGCAAAGGCUGGCUGCUGCACUAUACCAACACAGACUCACUGAGGAAACGGCAUUAUUGGGUCCUGGAUAGCAAGAGCAUCACCCUGUUCCAAACUGAAUUUGGGAAUAAGUAUUAUAAGGAGAUCUCUCUGUCUGCGGUGCUGCAGGUCCGAGGGCCAGGGCAGCUGGGUGAAGGGGGGCAUGAAGGCGGGCAUGAAGGCGGACAUGAAGGAGGGCAUGAAGGCGGGCAUGAAGGCGGGCACGAAGGCGGGCACGAAGGCGGGCAUGAAGGCGGGUAUUCCUUCGAGCUGCAGACGGGCACGGUGGUGUACUGUGUGCUGGCGGGUGAGGGAGAGGAGGGCAGUGACUGGGAGACUGCCAUACGCCAGGCAAUGAUGCCCGUACAGGGCAGUGGGCCCAGGAGAGCGGGCAAUGCUGUUGGCAUGCAGCAAGGGGAGACCAAGGACAUCAGCUCUGUCUAUCAGAUCUUCUCGGAGGAGGUGUUAGGUUCCGGCCAGUUUGGAAUUGUCUACGGAGGUACACACAGGCAGUCGGGCCGACCCGUGGCAAUCAAAGUGAUCGAUAAAACACGCUUCCCCACCAACCUAGAGAGGCAGAUGAGGAAUGAAGAGGCCAUCUUACAGAACCUGUCCCAUUUGGGGGUUGUCUUGCUGGAGGGUGUCUACGAGACGUCGGAGCUGGUCUUCGUCGUCAUGGAGAAGCUCCAUAGCGACAUGCUGGAGAUGAUCCUGUCCCAUGAGAACGGCAGCCUGCCGGAGCGGACCACCCGCUUCCUGGUCACGCAAAUUCUGGAGGCCCUCCGGUACCUGCACUUUAAGCACAUUGCUCACUGUGACCUGAAGCCUGAGAAUGUGCUACUGGCUUCCCCUGAGCCUUUCCCUCAGGUGAAGUUGUGUGACUUCGGCUUCGCGCGCAUCAUCGGCGAGAAGUCGUUCCGGCGGUCGGUGGUGGGCACGCCGGCGUACCUGGCGCCCGAGGUGAUAAGCAGCAGCGGGUACAACCGUUCGCUGGACAUGUGGGCGGUGGGGGUCAUCCUCUACGUGAGCCUCAGCGGCACCUUCCCCUUCAACGAGGACGAGGACAUCAGCCAGCAGAUCACCAACGCCACCUUCAUGUACCCUAGGCAGCCCUGGGCACUCAUAUCACUGGAAGCUGUGAGUCUCAUCAAGAACCUGCUGCAGGUGGUGGUGAGGCACAGACUCAGUGUGGGGAAAGCACUGGGACACCCCUGGCUGCAGAACUUUCAGCUAUGGUGUGACCUGCGCGAGUUUGAGCAACGCAUCGGCCGUAGGUACCUCACGCACGCGGAAGAAGAUGAACGCUGGCGACGACACGCGGAGGAAAAAGGACUCGACUUUCCCUCGCACCUUACCACGGCUCACGAGGAAGACGACAGCAGCUGACACGACUCACAACAUGAACAAAACUAAUUUCAAACUUGGUUUUCAGUCCUUUGUAACCGUGGACACAAUGGACUUAACAAUUUCCGUGUGCUAUAUAUAUUACGAUGACGUUUAUAUACUGACUUCAGCAAUAAAUAAAAUUGAAACGCU
Clupea harengus (Atlantic herring) is the source of this 2980-nucleotide messenger RNA. RefSeq names its product protein kinase D4 (gene prkd4). Lineage: Eukaryota; Metazoa; Chordata; Actinopteri; Clupeiformes; Clupeidae. Bases 227 to 2830 code for a protein of 867 amino acids. The record is from RefSeq and is a predicted model, not a curated record. The transcript has 19 exons.